AGUCUAUAGAUCCCCAACUUCCAUUUCCCAAUCACCACGAAAACUCAAACACCACCGCAAAAUCGACCCUACCCGGAGACCAUUCAGCUGCGAGAACAUAGCAAACCAAAAAUUCCAAGCAUUCGGAGCUUGAAAAAGAAGAGAUCCAACAUAGAAUGUGUAAAUAAUUGGGAGAGUGCUCGACGUCGUGCUCAGCAGCAGGUGGAGAGUGCUCGACCGCGGAGAUCAGAAGAGAUUUCUCACUCUAAUUAGUUAUUAUAACUAUUUUUUGUAUGCACUUUAGACAAAUAACAUCGAUUUACAUUUUAUAAGUACACGAAACCAAACAUCUCCCCGAAAAUUAUAUUGUAUUCCAUUUAUAGCGAUUCAUUGGUCCUCUCAAUCGUAUGCUAAUGUAUGUGACACCUAAAUGAACCUAUGCCAAACAAAAAGGGUGACACCUAAAUCCACAAGAAUGCAGUGACAAUGGCCAUAGCAAGCAACUGAAAGAGCAAGUCUAUAGACUUUAUUGUUUUAGAUUUGAUGAAAUGGUGGUUUGGGAAGAUUCACUUAUGAGGAGCCUGAUAAAGAAAGAACAAGAAGAAGAACGAUCAGAGAUAUACAGAAGUUACAAAGGAAAAUGAAAGGGAAAGAAAGGAUGGAGAUAUUCGCUUACAGUCAUAGUUAUUAGUUGACACAUCCCAAUCCGUUUAACGCUCCAAAAUCCAAAUUGUACACAAAAAUCUUGUCUUUCAAACAAGAUCUGGACAUGAAUGCAAAUGACAACCAAAUCGGACCUAUUAAACAAAUGACAAUCAAAGAGAACAAUCGGGCGAAUCCCAGAGGAAACCACAUCACAAUUUUGAGACUUCAAUAAAACAGAGUAACUAUUAAACCAUAAGAAAACCCAAAGAAACACACCCGUAGAGAGACGGACAUGCCUCGCUCGAUCCUAGCUCUAUAGUGCUCCACAAAAACCACCGAGGAAUUAAGAGGAACCAUCCUCUCUAAAUAGAGAACAAUAUCUGUCGGUGAAGAUCGACAUUGGCAAGAAUCACCUGUUGCAUGGGGCUUGAAAGUUUCUACUCAACAAAACGGUGUCGCUCCAUAUAUCGCUCCCUGCAUGGUUAGAACGGUGCCGCAUCAUCAAGCCAAGUAUCGUCCUUCGCAAGUGUUCCUUCUUUCUCGAGCUUUUCAUUUCUCAGACCUCCGCUCCCCACACCAGAAUCCAGGUCGCCGACCAUCACCUCUACUCCUUGCAAUGAUGGCCACUACAAUAUAAGGAACACGUCUGCUAUUCAAACGGUCACUUUGUGAUCGCGUGUAUAUAGAAGUCAAAUGAGUCAUUAGAUGUGUGACUGUUGUGAGAAAGUGAGAUUGGGGAAUCUGCUUUGUUUGUCACCGGUCCUUUCUUGAUCUAACUUCAGUAGAUCAAUCAUAGGGUGUGUAAACCGGGUGAUUGAUUCUUGGGAAGUGAGGGUUUGAGUGUUGUGUUUUCUUUUUUCAAAGAGCCAAGCUUCUUGGCUUGGCUUGGGUUCUUGCUUUUUAUGCAGUGUGUAAUCUUUCGAAAUCAAUAAAAGCACAUUUUUUCCUUUCACUCUGAUUCUACAAUUGGUAUCAGAGCUUGCUCUUUGAAGGAUUAAUCAUCGCCAAAGAGUACUGUUUAUAAUGUCAGGAUCCUCGUCAGCUGCAGUCUCCUAUUCUGCGAAUACGAAUCCGCCAUGGUUCGAUGGAACAGACUACACAGUCUGGAAAAAGAGAAUGAUGAUCUAUCUUUGCGGAGUUGAUGGGGAGCUAUGGGUAGUUGUACGAAAAGGACCUAUUCCUAUGGAUGAGGAAGAUGAAGAAGAGUGGAAAGAAGAACAGAAGAUAUCAUCUCAGCUCGAUUCACGAGCUAUGCACAUACUGUUUUCAGCACUUUGCCCUGAGGAACGGAGUCAGGUUGCGCAAUGUGAGUCAGCCUGAGAGAUUUGGGAGUCUCUUCAGACAACCCAUGAAGGUACGUCUGAAGUAAAAGAAAGUAGAAUUGAUGUCCUGUUAAAUGAAUAUGAAUCAUUCGAAAUGAGCUCAGGAGAAUCAAUAUCUAGAAUGUACAAACGGUUUAAUGAUCUGAUCAAUAGAUUAAAAGGUCUAGGAAAACUGUUUGAAACAAAGGAUUUAGUUCGCAAAAUCUUAAGGUGUCUACCCAGGGAAUGGUUACCUAAGCGAACUGCUAUUGAGGAGGCUAAAGAUUUGAACACAUUAUCUAUUGAGAGGCUUGUUGGAUCUUUGCUUAGCCAUGAAGAAGUAAUAAUACAAAUGAAUAAAGAUGAUCAUA
Molecule: messenger RNA, 2296 nt
Organism: Linum trigynum
Lineage: Eukaryota; Viridiplantae; Streptophyta; Magnoliopsida; Malpighiales; Linaceae
Source: the annotation of a GenBank genome assembly